AUGCAAAGAAUCAUCAGACGGAAAUUGAUCCUUCCGUCGAUCGGCGUCUGUUGCCUUCUGCUCUACCUGCUGAGCAGACUCUUUCAAAGAGAUGCCACCGUAAAGAAAAUCUCAUUCGAUGCCCAUCUUAAGACAUUUUGCGAAAACCUCAACGACAGCACUCAGCCCUUGCCGGAUUAUCAGACUCAAUAUCCCCAUGAAACGGAUGUCUUCUUCGCUAAUAUGAGCUCACCUUCUCAUGAAAACUGCCAACGCUUUAGGUGGGCUUUCGUGAGUCAUGAAGGAUCGCCGGUGGCCGCGCAAGAGGCCGCCUACCCCUUGGCCUUCACCAUUGUCGCUCACAGAAGCGUCCGUCAGUUGGCACGACUGCUCCGCAUGAUUCAUCGUCCUGCCAACUUCUACUGCAUCCACAUUGAUCGUCGCAGCUCAGCAGAGUUCAGUCAGGCAGUGGAGGGUGUUGCGACCUGCUUCGGUCCUAAUGUACAUGUAGUGCCACCGGCAUCACGGGUGGCGGUAUUUUGGGGCAAUGCCAGUGUGCUGAAACCGCAACUUGUGUGCGCAGAAGCAGCCCUACGACAGUCCGGUUGGCGAUAUUUGCUGAAUCUGGUGGGCGAGGAGGUGCCGCUUCGCACGAAUUUAGAAAUGAUUGCGGCAAUACAGGCACUGAAUGGAUCUAACCUGCUGGAGGGUUUUCGUGGUGACCGCUUUAUUGCGUGGACAAAAGGCAUUCAGUUGCCUGAUCAGGUCAGUUAUUAG
This is a messenger RNA of Spirometra erinaceieuropaei, 756 nucleotides long. NCBI's taxonomy places the organism in Eukaryota, Metazoa, Platyhelminthes, Cestoda, Diphyllobothriidea, Diphyllobothriidae. The record is from the annotation of a GenBank genome assembly.